AUGUCACCAUGCUGUACUUACAAUAAAUGUGCAGCUGUUUUCUUUUUCAACGUUAACACAUUUAGAAAAGCAUUUCCUGGAUCUUUACGCAAUUUUCAAACAGCAAGCGUAUUAUCCAGUGCAUUAGAAGUGCAAACGGAGCAAACAAAAUUGUUUGAUUUACCAGUGCCAAAAGUGACUAAGGAACGGAAUGUACCCAUAGAUUUGCCAAUGCAAAGAACGUUGGCGGAUUUUCAUCAAUCUCUUCUCACGGUAAAGGUUAAUAUUCCUUACUGUUGCGUAUUCAUAAGACAAACCGACUUCCUGUCAAACCCUUUCGCACUAAUCAUUAUUAUUUCACGACAACAUAUAUGUUUGUCAAAUGUGCGACAGAAUAUUUUUUUCUCCGAAUUAUCCACUAUGAUAGCCCAUAUGAACAUUCAUACGGGUGUGAAGUCAUACAGUUGUCCAAUAUGCAAUAGAAAAUUUUUUUUUCCUGAAUUACGCACUGUGGAAGCCCAUAUUAGGAGUCAUAUUGAAAAACCGCACAGUUAUCGAAUAUACAACAGAAAUUUUCCUCAAUUAUCCAAUAUGGAAGCACAUAAGAAGAUUCAUACCGGUGAGAAGUUGUACAGCUGUCAAACAUGCAACAGAAGUUUCUCUCAAUCAUGGCUUAGAAGUCGCCAUAUGAGGACUCAUACUGGUGAAAAAUCGCACAGUUAUCAAAAAUGCGGCAGAAGUUUCGUUAAUUAUGCAAUAUGA
This is a messenger RNA of Loa loa (African eye worm), 741 nucleotides long. RefSeq names its product zinc finger protein. Gene Ontology annotation, biological process: regulation of transcription by RNA polymerase II. Lineage: Eukaryota; Metazoa; Nematoda; Chromadorea; Rhabditida; Onchocercidae. The record is from RefSeq and is a predicted model, not a curated record. The coding region runs from base 1 to 741 and encodes 246 amino acids. The transcript is spliced from 4 exons. Gene Ontology annotation, molecular function: DNA-binding transcription factor activity; RNA polymerase II cis-regulatory region sequence-specific DNA binding.